UAGAGCGAGGAUCUUUAGUGAUCAGUUUCAAACGCGUUCUAGCGUCGCUUCAAUGAACGCGCCAGCAUCGAUGUCAUUCGUCGGCGCUUCAUUUAUGCACGAUCCGCGGCGCGCGCGUUGGAAAAACUGUAUCUUGCAAAAGAAUGGAAAUCUACUAGUACAUUUUACACACAGCAAAAGUGCUUCUUCGUGCGCUGACUUGGUCGCUAUUUUCUCUUCCGUCUUUCUGUGUGAGCUCGAAUGUCAGUGGAAUAAUUAGAAAUAGAGCGUUUGCUUUAACUCUCUACUUCGGUCUCGUAACGUCAACGACGUCGCCUCUCUUUUUUUUCGCUCUUGGCUGGAGGUUCACUGGAAUAUAAGCGCAGUGAGUUUGAGAAGCGGCAUUUCUCGCGCCGCGCUCGAGACGUGUGCGGAUCUAGCAACGGCUAAUCCAUGACCACAUCAGCGCGCGCUGGACGUCGCUGACAGCUCUUACUAUUAAGUUAACAGAUAACGUUUUUAUGAGUCAUAACCAAUGAAUGUGAAACUAAAUAAUACAAUUUUCCUUAAAAAAUGUUUUUCUAAAUGAGAGAACUCACAUCAACGCCAUGUGAAUGUGGCAUUUUUCGGAGAUUUUUUUCUGUGAGAGGACGUUUUUUCCGUUACGAUGUACUUCGAAUAACCGACUUUUCCCUGCUCGCGUUCGUUUUUAUCCCAUUUAAUAACGAUGGCCAACGAAAUUCGCUUUGAAAAUCGGAAUAUUGUGGAGAAAUACAUCAAUAUCAAACUUUCAAAGAGGGGAUAUGUGUGGAAAUCUCAAUCUUCUGGGGAGGAUGAUGACACCGUCAAUAAAGGAGUCGAGGACUCCUCUCUAAACUCUGACAGGAGGCUCCAGGCUCCCUCAGCCGGCGGGGGGAAUGACUCUGAAUGCCUAAUAGCUCACCGGGUCACUCGUUCAGACCCUUAUUCAAGGAUCUACCGGGCGCUACGCGAGGCUGGGGACGAGAUAGAAAGGAUGUACCAGCGUGAAUUUGAGGAGAUGUCCCACCGCUUUAUAUUCAGUACCAAUACAACGCAACGCAGCUUCUUAGCCGUGGCAGAAGAGCUCUUUAGAGACGGAGUGAACUGGGGGCGGAUCAUCGCUUUCUUUGAGUUUGGUGGGACUAUGUGUGUGGAGAGCGUCAACCGGGAAAUGGCGUCCCAGGUAGAUAAUAUUGCACACUGGAUGACAGACUACCUGAACGGGCCUCUGGAAAACUGGAUCGAGGAAAAUGGAGGCUGGGAAGCCUUCGUGGAGUUGUACGGUCAGCAGAGAGACUCUGUGUUCCACCCAUUUUCGUCCCUAACAAAAGUACUUGGAUUGGCAGUGCUUGGCCUGGCAGGAGUGACCAUCGGAGCCUUUUUUGCUCAGAAGUGAUGGCUCUAUGGGUCUCUUCACCAAACUAUCUCACUUUCUCUGCCUGUCUCUCCUCUUCAGCUUAUCAAAGCAUCUUUCAGUGCCACACUGUCCCGCCAAGCCCAGCACCAGUGCCCUUCAAAAGGCUGCAGCUGAUUUGACGCCCAUCCAGCCACAGGGGCUGUUGCGCUCAUGCGCCUUCACCCUUUCUGGUGUGAAAAAAAAGCAAAGGAAAAAGAAUACAGAAUGAGGACUCCCAGGAACACUCGCACACUUUGACUAUGAUGCUCAUCACUGCCAUGUACAGCUGCACUCGCACAGAGAUCGACACGCAAAACACGUGCACACACAAAAACUCUUGCUCGCCUGCUUCGUAUGGAGGCAAAAAGAAAAAAAAAACAUUUUAUCUUUAAAGUUUGUUUCUUAUGUACAAACCAAGCACAAAUAGAUUUUUAAACUUAAGACUCUGCUUUUUAGACAUUUUAAUAUCAGUUUUUUUGGCAUUUUGUAGCAUGAAUCAAAAAAAAAAAAGAGUGGAAAAUAAGAACAUUUGCCGGCGUGAAUGUAAAUAACUUCUCCACUGUUUGCAUGUGUGGAGAAAAAGACUCCUUUAGCUACUUUUUUAUUGCAUGAUGGCAUUUCGAACUCGACCACCCACCCCUUCUGUGUUGAUUCGGGGUGUUUUUGUUUUUGUUUAUUUCUGUCUUUCACUCCAUUGGAUGGACCUCUUGAGAUCUCCCGUCAAACCAACAGAUGUUGAGCAUUCCUCAUUAAAAAGUUCCUCUUUGA
Molecule: messenger RNA, 2164 nt
Organism: Carassius carassius (crucian carp)
Lineage: Eukaryota; Metazoa; Chordata; Actinopteri; Cypriniformes; Cyprinidae
Product: apoptosis regulator Bcl-2-like
Exons: 2
Coding region: 707-1396 (229 amino acids)
Biological process (GO): extrinsic apoptotic signaling pathway in absence of ligand; intrinsic apoptotic signaling pathway in response to DNA damage; negative regulation of intrinsic apoptotic signaling pathway
Cellular component (GO): mitochondrial outer membrane
Molecular function (GO): protein homodimerization activity; protein heterodimerization activity
Source: RefSeq, a predicted model, not a curated record